UGUUUGGGUAUAGACAUUACGCUCAGCAAGUGUAUGCCUAAUAUCUCUUUUGGUACAAUUGAUCCAGUAAACACAUACUGUACUGUAGCCUCCAGUGUCCCCCAACCACCUACACACACAUGCAUGCAAUGUAUCCUACAGUAAGUUCCCUUUGAAAGCCCUGUCAUUACCCCAGUUCCUUGUUGGCUGAGAAAACAAAAGGGAAGUUGGACAAUCUGACCUAUAUGUCUCGGCUUUGGAGGAAGAGAAGCAGACAUAUCACGGACUUAACUAAAGAGUUGAGUAGAGUAGAUUGGUUGACAAGGAUCACAGAGUCACACAGUGGGGCGAGAAGGAGAGAAAAGGAGUAGCAAAAACAGGGGAGCAGGUGACUGAGGAAACAAAACAAGGAAGAGAAUAUAGGAAGAGAAGAAGAUGGGUGGACGAGUGGCACCGAGCUGCUGGCUGCUGCUCACGCUCUCUCUGAAAGGUAUUCUUGCAGGUGAUUGGUCAGUUGGUCUCCCCUCUAGUCCUAUCUGUGCUGUUAUUGGUUCCUCUGUGGUUCUCCCUUGUUCCUAUGACUACCCCCAAAGUUCUAAUGAAACCAAGGAAGAGGGACGGCUCUCUUCUCAGGGUGGAGGAGAAGAAGGACAAAAGUACAAAGUUUUGUCUGAAAUGUGGUGUCUCGAAGACAGUCGCUGCAUCACACCAAGAUAUGUCUUCCACAGUGACGGUGUCUUCCCAGAUCCAUCCUACCAGAGCAGGGUGGAGUACCUGGGACAACCAGGAACAAAAAACUGUUCUCUGAGGAUUUCUGAUCUGAAGCAGUCAGACAGCGGCACAUACGUGUUUUACCUCAUCACCAGCCACCCUACACAGAAGAUGCUAGAGCAGAGCGGUACACAGCUCCUGGUGACAGACUCCUCCAGCGCAGUCACAGUGUCAGCAAGUCCGUCCAGUGACAUCACAGAGGGCGGGGCCUUACGCCUGGCCUGCUGCAGCCCAGCGGCCAGCCCACAGGCCCGUUACAGAUGGUACAGGAGCACUAGCACCAGCCCGAGACAUACUGGACAGGUGUGGAACAUCAGUGAGGUUACCUCUGAUGACUCUGGCAGCUACUACUGUCAGAUACAGACUGGAGAAAAAGUGCAGAACUCAACAAUGCUGCUCGUUGACGUAGAGUACUCUCCUCAAAACACAGCUGUCUCAGUCUCUCCUGCUGGAGAGCUACAAGACGGGCUUCCUGUCACUCUGACCUGCAGCAGUGAUGCUAACCCGCCUGUCCGCACAUUCACCUGGUACCAGGGCAAAGCGUGUCUAUCUACAGCAGACAAAAGCUUUCACCGAGCAAGACAAUCCACGGCUACACCCACAGGACGAGGCCCGACACUCAGCAGUGCCAACAUCACUACUCAGGAAUAUGGGCAGCACUGCUGUGUUGCACGCAACAGACAUGGAUCACAGACCGACACCGUAACACUGAAAGGUUCCAGAGCAACGACCCCAUCUGACUCUUCAGGAUUCCGAUUGAUGCUUAUCGGAGUAACCAUCGUGGUUCUACUGGCUAUUGUGGCCAUAGUUGCCAUUCUCUUAACAAGGAGACGGAAGUCAUCAAGACACCAGUCGUAUGUCCUGACCGAGACAACUGCACCAGCACAUUAAGGACUCAAAAAAACAAAAACACCAUACAACCACCAGAGGGCUAUUUCACAAAACCAAGAUAAGGGAUUAAGCCGUGAUUUCCCAGUUAUCCUGGCUCAAUUUAGCCUCGACUCUGUUUCACAAAAGAAGAUACCAUGGAGAUUUUUUCUGUACAUCUACGGCCAGUAUUUAUUAAUCCUCAGAGACCUUAUUCAUUUUAUUUAAUUAUUUUUAUAACUGAAGAUAGGUAGAUAUUUUUCUUAAUACCCUCAGACACUGCGUUUAACUUCAUGUUGCCAAGUAAAGCCAUAAUACAAGCAGAUACCUUCAAAUUAUAUUGCAUCACAUGCUGUAGCCCAUUUUGGCCUGCUUGACCUGAAGAUCAUAUGAUAAGAUCAUAUGAGUAGAACUUCUGCACUACUGUACUAAAAGGCUGUAUCUGUACUCUACUGGAGUAUUAGUUUUUCCUCCUAUUUCCACUUUUAUUUGAGUACAUAUUUUCGAUGAGUUUAAUACUUUUACUCCGAUACAUUUUUUAUGUGCUGCAUCGUUACUCGUUACAA
Molecule: messenger RNA, 2183 nt
Organism: Perca fluviatilis (European perch)
Lineage: Eukaryota; Metazoa; Chordata; Actinopteri; Perciformes; Percidae
Product: sialoadhesin-like
Exons: 8
Coding region: 415-1641 (408 amino acids)
Source: RefSeq, a predicted model, not a curated record